Molecule: messenger RNA, 1686 nt
Organism: Diaporthe amygdali
Lineage: Eukaryota; Fungi; Ascomycota; Sordariomycetes; Diaporthales; Diaporthaceae
Exons: 1
Coding region: 1-1686 (561 amino acids)
Source: RefSeq, a predicted model, not a curated record
AUGCUCCUGAAGCUGCCGGUAGAGCUGCAGCGCAUGGUCGUGGAGGAAUUCCGACUCCCUCGCCUGCCUCUCGGGACUCGUCGGUGCCUCAAUCCAGACUUCAUCGUGCCACGCUGGGCACUCCACAGCCUGUGCCUCACAUCGCGUCACUUCCAUGACCUUGCUGAGCCUUUGCUAUAUGAGAGUAUUGCACUCACAGAGGACACGCAAUUCCCGCAGCUGCUCAACUCCCUGCUUGCCAACCGGGACCGGAGAUCAUGGAUACGACGAAUUGCUUGCCCAAUGUGCAUCAUGGAGGAGACGGACACGAUGGUUGUUCUACCUCUAUGGAAUCAAAUUAUUGCCCCAAGAAAGGGAAUGGACUUAGACCAACGAGAGAAAAGAGCACUGCAGCUUGCCGGCCUCGAGCUUGACCACAUCCUCGAAGAGGACCGGUGGAUCAACGAUUAUGGCUCGGAAGAGUCUGGCUGUGGUCUACGUGAGGACGAAUGGGCAUUUUGUGAUCAGCUGCUGGCCGUCAUAAUAUGCUUGACAACAUGCCUGGAAGAUCUUCUCCUCCAAAUACCUACUGAUAAAGAGGGUCUCGGAGGUUUUGACAAUCUGGCCAGGGCUCUAGGUUCAGGCGUUAAUGCCCACGAGACGGGCGUGUUACAGUCGCUUCGAUCCGUCAGGAUUCAACCGACCCGUUCCAGGGCACGAACACCUGGAUCGAAUGGGCCAGAUCCAGGGAUUUUGGUAGAGCCACGGAACGUCGAACCCGGUCGCGACCCAGGCUUUGGCAUAGACCCACUGCGCCUCUUCAGCUUUGAAGUACGGAACGUCGAGGAGGUCGAUAUCUGUGGUGACAAUGGCAUUUGGUUCAGACUUCUCAAAGCCAGUCACGGUCCCUGGACGGAUGAUACUCUCCCCCAUGAUUUGAAGCGUUUCAGGUCUCUGAAGACCUUAAAACUGAAUGAGAGUAGGACCCUGCCAUCAUAUCUGCGACACCUGCUCGAGGAAGCUCACAGUCUUGAGACAUUUCACUACACUACGAGACAACAAGAAUGGAGGCAAGAGUAUUGGUCUCCUGAAUAUGCCGACUUCGUUUUCAUGCCUCUUGACGUUUUCUCCAUGAACGAGGCAUUGUGGCCCAUUAGGAAGACUGUGAAGGAGCUGUCAUUAGGGAGUGUAUGUCGGGAUUGGGACGACGGCGACGAGGAGUUCCAAAAUCUCGAGCUGAUAGUCCUCCUGGGCCUCUUUGAGAAGCUGACUCAUCUAUCGAUCGAUCUGAGGUGGCUGGCUCCCAUCACAUUGGACCUAGAGGAAGACGUGGCUUUGGUUUCACUUUACAAACGACUCCCUCAGUCCCUCAAAGAAAUCACGCUCACUGAGACAUGGACAAGGACGGAUCUCCGAGCCCUAAGUGAGAGCCCCAAGGUCGAGAGGAGGUCAAUGGCCUGGGUGCAAGCUGCGCUCUGGACUCUCUUGGUAGGCGACGACGGACAAGAGGGCAAGAGCAAAAGACUUGCCCACUUGGACAAGGUGACCCUCGUCGCAGUGCCAGCCUUCCAUAAUUACGAGGAUGGAAGGCCAGACGCAGAUGAUGAAUGUGUGCCGCUCAAGACGGACGAGGGGGUAGAAGAGAUGAAAAGCGUAUUCGCGAAGUACGGUGUGGAAUUCCACGUCGAGUGGUUUAAGCGAAUAUGA